Messenger RNA from Salvia miltiorrhiza (redroot sage), 1718 nucleotides. Its product is annotated as aminomethyltransferase, mitochondrial. The record is from RefSeq and is a predicted model, not a curated record. The transcript is spliced from 4 exons. Gene Ontology annotation, biological process: glycine decarboxylation via glycine cleavage system. Gene Ontology annotation, cellular component: mitochondrion. Bases 402 to 1628 code for a protein of 408 amino acids. Lineage: Eukaryota; Viridiplantae; Streptophyta; Magnoliopsida; Lamiales; Lamiaceae. Gene Ontology annotation, molecular function: aminomethyltransferase activity; protein binding.
UAUAAACACAAAUCGUGAUACAAAUUUACUGUGCAUAUGUAUUUUAGUUCCAACAAAAAUACAUUAUACAAUAGGAAGGUGGCAUCAGCUACCAAAGAAGCUGACAAAGUGGGAAAGGGUAAUUGAAUAUCGUAUCACCACUCACUCAAGAUGGGUCUUGAUCUCUGCUGAGAAAGCCUCCUCCACCCACUAAAUCCAUUAUUUAUUUUCCUUCUUUUACCAAUUUCCGAUAAAAUUAAACAUUAUUAUUUCGACCCGCUUAAAUUAUUCCGUAAAUCGGAUUAAAAUUGUUUUCUCUCUCUCCCUAUAUAUAUAUGUAUCUUAGAAAUACUUGAUUGGGUUCCACAUUACCAUUUUCGAGAAAAAAUAAUCCUUCAUCACUUGUUGAGGUACUUAGAAAUAUGAGGGGAGGGGGAUUGUGGCAACUUGGUCAAUCAGUUACGCGCCGCUUGGCUCAGGCUGAUAAGAAAACGGUUGCACGUCGAUGCUUUGCAUCAGAGGCUGACCUUAAGAAGACAGUUCUGUAUGACUUCCAUGUCGCCCAUGGCGGAAAGAUGGUCCCUUUUGCAGGCUGGAGCAUGCCCAUUCAGUACAAAGACUCGAUUAUGGACUCAACGUUGAACUGCAGGGAGAAUGGCAGCCUCUUUGACGUUUCGCAUAUGUGUGGUCUGAGUCUCAAAGGAAAAGACUGCAUCCCCUUUCUUGAGAAGCUCGUGGUUGCUGAUGUUGCUGGUCUUGCCCCCGGAACAGGGACUUUGACUGUCUUUACUAAUGAGAAAGGUGGUGCAAUCGAUGAUUCAGUGAUCACUAAGGUGACUAAUGAGCACAUUUACUUGGUUGUGAAUGCUGGAUGCAGAGACAAAGAUCUUGCCCAUAUUGAGGAGCACAUGAAAGCAUUCACUUCAAAAGGUGGUGAUGUUUCCUGGCACAUCCAUGAUGAGCGGUCUCUUUUGGCCCUCCAGGGUCCUCUUGCUGCCCCAGUUUUGCAGCACUUGACGAAAGAAGAUUUGAGCAAAUUGUACUUUGGUGAGUUCCAGGUGUUGGAUAUCAAUGGGGCACUCUGCUUCCUCACAAGAACAGGGUACACCGGUGAAGAUGGUUUUGAAAUAUCAGUCCCGUCUGAGAAUGCAGUGGAUCUGGCAAAAGCCAUUCUGGAGAAAUCCGAAGGCAAAGUGAGGCUGACAGGGCUAGGUGCUCGAGACAGUCUCCGACUGGAGGCCGGCUUAUGCUUGUAUGGAAACGACAUGGAGCAGCACAUAACCCCUGUUGAAGCAGGACUUACAUGGGCCAUAGGGAAGCGAAGAAGGGCAGAAGGCGGAUUCUUGGGCGCAGAAGUGAUACUGAAGCAGAUCGAACAAGGGCCAUCUAUCAGGAGGGUCGGGAUCUUCUCUGCUGGCCCGCCUGCCAGGAGUCACAGUGAGAUUCAAGACGACAAGGGCCAAAACAUAGGCGAGAUCACCAGUGGCGGGUUCAGCCCUUGUCUUAAGAAAAACAUAGCCAUGGGGUACGUCAAAUCUGGAUUACACAAGAACGGUACCAAACUAAAGAUCGUUGUACGAGGGAAGACCUACGAUGGAUCCAUCACUAAAAUGCCUUUUGUUCCCACCAAGUAUUACAAGUCAUCUUGAUUCUUUCUUAUUUGUCCAAUAACUACAUGUUGCUUCUGAGGUGUUUUUCUGGUGAACUCAAAAUGCUGCAAUCAACUAUCAAAUUUCACA